Acomys russatus (golden spiny mouse) is the source of this 3232-nucleotide messenger RNA. It is a transcript of the gene Cdh17, whose product is annotated as cadherin 17. Gene Ontology annotation, cellular component: adherens junction; catenin complex; plasma membrane. The transcript is spliced from 17 exons. The record is from RefSeq and is a predicted model, not a curated record. The coding region runs from base 20 to 2500 and encodes 826 amino acids. Gene Ontology annotation, biological process: homophilic cell-cell adhesion; cell-cell junction assembly; adherens junction organization. Gene Ontology annotation, molecular function: calcium ion binding; cadherin binding. Lineage: Eukaryota; Metazoa; Chordata; Mammalia; Rodentia; Muridae.
UCCACGUGAGAAGAGCAAGAUGGCCUCUGUGCGGCUUCACUCCCUGUGCCUUCUCACACUUUAUUUGACAAGUGGACAUGGCCAAGAAGGGAAGUUCAGCGGUCCCCUGAAGCCCAUGACAUUCUCUAUUUUUGAAGGCGAAGAGCCAAGUCAAAUCAUAUUCCAGUUUAAGGCCAACCCUCCAGCUGUGGCUUUUGAACUAUCGGGGGAGACGGAUGGUAUAUUUACAAUAGAAAAAGAUGGAUUACUGUAUCACACACAAGCCCUGGACCGAGAGACAAGAGCAGUUCACCAUCUCCAGCUUGCGGCCCUGGAUUCUCAUGGAACUAUAGUGGAGGGCCCAGUUCCCAUCACCAUAGAGGUCAAGGACAUCAAUGACAACCGGCCGAUGUUUCUCCAGACAAAAUAUGAAGGCUCAGUGAGGCAGAACUCUCGCCCAGGAAAGCCUUUCAUGUACGUCAAUGCUACAGACCUGGAUGAUCCCGCUACUCCCAACGGCCAGCUUUUUUAUCAAAUUGCUAUCCAGCUUCCCAGUAUCAACAAUGUUAUGUACUUUCAGAUCAAUAACAAAACAGGGGCAAUAUCACUGACCCGGGAAGGAGCCUUGGAAUUGGACCCAGUUAAGAAUCCUUUUUACAACCUGGUGGUCUCAGUGAAGGACAUGGGGGGCCAGAGUGAGAAUUCCUUCAUUGAUACCACAUCUGUGGAUAUCAUUGUGAGAGAGAACAUCUGGAAAGCGCCAGAACCUGUGGAGAUUGCAGAGAACUCGACCGACCCUCACCCCAUCAAAAUCACCCAGGUGCAGUGGAACGACCCCGGGGCCCUGUAUUCCUUGGUUGACAAGGAGAAGCUGCCACAGUUCCCAUUCUCAAUUGACCAAGAAGGAAAUAUUUAUGUGACUCAGCCUUUGGACCGAGAGGAAAAGGACGCGUAUGUUUUCUUUGCAACUGCCAAGGAUGAGACUGGGAAGCUGCUUUCAUACCCACUGGACGUUCAUGUGAAAGUUACUGACAUUAAUGACAACCCGCCGACAUGUCUGUCCACAAUGACUAUAUUUGAAGUCCAGGAGAACGAGAAACUGGGGAACUUCAUUGGAACCUUUAUUGCCCAUGACAUGGAUGAAGCAAACACUGCCAACAGUAUUUUGAAGUAUAAACUUGUAGACCAAAGCCCCAAAGUUCCCUCUGAUGGACUCUUUCUCAUUCAAGAGUAUGAGGGAAAGGUCCAGUUAGCUAAACACUCCUUGAAGAAGCAAGACAAUCCUCAGUACAACUUGACCAUAGAGGUGUCUGACAAAGAUUUCAUGACCCUCUGUCCUGUGCAAGUCAACAUUAUUGAUAUCAAUGACCAGAUCCCCAUCUUUGAAAGAUCAGACUAUGGAGACAAGACUCUUCCUGAAGACACAGCCAUUGGAUCCACCAUCUUAAUCAUCCAAGCUACAGAUGCCGAUGAGGCGUUCACGGGGAGCUCUAGGAUCCUGUACAAGGUUGUACAGGGAGAUGCCGAGGGAAGACUGGAAAUUGACACAGAUCCUCAGACCAAUGCAGGAUAUGUCAAGAUCAAAAAGCCUCUUGACUUUGAAACUGAACCAGUUAUGAACAUUGUGUUCAAAGCAGAAAACCCCGAGCCAUUGGUGGACAGCGUAGAGUACAAUGCCAGUUCUUUCGCCUCAUUCAACCUGACGGUGACGGAUGUGAACGAAGCACCUGUAUUUCCCCAAAAAAUAUUCCAGGCAGAAGUCAGCGAAGAUGCUGCUACAGGCACUAAAGUGGGCAACGUGAGCGCCAGGGAUCCUGAAGGCCUGGCUGUGAGUUAUUCACUGAGAGACAACAAGAGGGGUUGGCUUAAAAUCGACUCGGUCACUGGUGAGAUCUUUAGCACGGCUCCGCUGGACAGGGAAACAGAAAGUGUGUAUCGGGUACAAGUGGUGGCCACUGAAAUAGGUGGGUCUUUGAGUUCCACGGCAUAUUUCCACCUGGCCCUUAGAGACGUGAAUGACAACCCCCCUCGCCUAGCUAAGGAGUACACGGGCUUAUUCUUCUGCCAUCCCCUCAGUGCCCCUGGGAGUCUCAUCUUUGAGGCUACUGAUGACGACCAGCAGUCGCUCUGGAGGCCCCAGUUUACAUUCGCCCUUGGCAGAGAAAGCUUACAAAGUGACUGGGAAGUUUCCAAAAUCAAUGGCACUCAUGCUCGACUCUCCACCAAGCACACGCGCUUUGAGGAAAAAGUUUAUGAAGUCCCAGUCCGCGUCAACGAUGGGGGGAGGCCACCAAUGGAAGGGACUGUCUCCUUGUCAGUUACUUUCUGCCAGUGUGUGGAAGGAAGCUGUUUCCGGCCAGCAGGCAGCCAGGAUGGGAUACCCACUGUGGGCAUGGCAGUUGGUAUACUUCUAACCACUUUCCUGGUCAUUGGUAUAAUUUUAGCAGUUGUAUUCAUCCGCAUAAAGAAAGAUAAAGUUGAAAACCCUCAGUCCCCUGAUGCUAGGCCUCUGAAAAGCUGAAUUUGAGAAGAAAUGGUCAAGUUUAUGCACGUGCUAUAUCACUGCCUCAACUGUUUAACUUCAUCCAAAUGUGAACUAUAAUUGGUAGAGUUUAUGCAUCGUGUGCUAUAUCAGGGACCCAUCUGUUUAAUCUCAUAAUUUCAUCCAAAAUGUGAGCUAUAAUUUCUUUGAUAGCAUGCCUCCUUUGUCCUGCAAUAUUUUAUACUACUUAGGUAUUUUAUGUUCUGUCGACAUUAGAGUUAUUUUCCAUUUUCCCGUGACAUUUUCCUCUUUUAUGAAAGCUUUAGCUCCACAACCUGACCUUUCCCUUGAGACAAAGGUGAGCUGAUUGUGCAUCCUGUAUAUUGGUGUUUCAGAGACAUAUCCGUCAUCUAGCACCAACGUCUGAGACACGAUUUACCUCUUUUCUAUUCCAUCCUGCAUUCCUUCAUCUUUUGGUAUUACACUGAACUUAGAAUGUGUCACACAAAAGAACAAAGCAAAGCUCCGGGGCAUGGGUGAGGGUGGGGGGAUAAGUGGGCAGCUUUGUUCCUUGGUAUGAACAGUUUCUCUGUGUUACCAACCAUCUUUAAUGGAGGUCCUCCACCCUGCUGUGAUGGAGCAGACCCUGGAGACCUUGCACUAUUUCGAGGAAGAUGUACUUCAUAAACCUGGGUACAGGAACUGAUGAGUUGUCUGGGUUUGUUCACUCGUAAGUGCUUACAUGUAUGCUGGGCAUGUUUUAUUUGUACU